This is a messenger RNA of Diabrotica virgifera virgifera (western corn rootworm), 5439 nucleotides long. RefSeq names its product cadherin-23. Gene Ontology annotation, cellular component: plasma membrane. Bases 189 to 5255 code for a protein of 1688 amino acids. Gene Ontology annotation, biological process: homophilic cell-cell adhesion. Gene Ontology annotation, molecular function: calcium ion binding. The transcript has 31 exons. The record is from RefSeq and is a predicted model, not a curated record. Lineage: Eukaryota; Metazoa; Arthropoda; Insecta; Coleoptera; Chrysomelidae.
UUAUCGACAUUUUUGUGUCAUCACUUAGAGCAUAUCGAAAGAUAAUAAAGUUAAUCACAGGUAUAAAACUUUUUUCAUGAAAUCUGUAAAAUAUUUAGCACUAAACUAUUUGUUUUUGUGAGAGUUACAAGUGAGAGGGUGUUUUGUAAAUGAUGUGGAUUGUUUGAUACCCUUAAAAAACAUCAAAAAUGGCUACGAGAAAUCUAUGUUUAUGUAUGCUUAUUUGGAUGCCACUCUUUGAGGGCAUAGUUGGCGACGUCGCCUUUGGCAUUGCACAAAUUCCUGGUGGUAAGGCAACAGUAGAAGAUUUGAAAAAAGGGAAAUACUUACUUAACAUGGAAGAAAAUAAUCAUGGCGGCGUAAUACCAACUCCACUUUUUACUAUUACAGGGGUGGACAACACUGAUUGUCCUAACUUGAAUGUUGAAUUUACUCAAGGCAUGAAGUUUAAGUUUUCGAUUAAUGAAAGUUGUAUAUUCUAUGCUGAACAGACAUUUGACUACGAAUCGAAUGAAAGAUCAUACAAUUUCAGAAUUUCAAAGUCCGUAAAUGACGAGAUAGAUAUUGCAUUCAGUAUCAAAAAUAUCGAUGAUGAACCUCCACAAUUAGGAACGUUUAAAUGCAACUUUAAUGAACAAUUAGACUAUAGUCUUGAUGACACACCAUGCAAUACUACAUUGCAUGAUCCCGACGGAUGGCUGGCACAAGAGAAAAUUUUAAUAUUCAUCGACACUAAGGAUGAAGAUAUAUUCGCAAUUGAUUUGCGAAAGCCUCUACCAAAUGAUACUGAGACAGACACCUACGUUUUUAUGUAUCUCUUAAAGCAACUUAAUUAUGAGGAUACCAAUUUUUAUCAGUUUACAGUGCAAGCAAAUGAUUCUGGAGGUAAUCUUUCACCACAAGAAAGUGCUGUGGUAAAUGUUAUCAACAUUAGAAGUAGACCUCCAAAAUGGUCAAAAAUAACAUUAUUUGAUCAAUUUGACGAACUGACCGAACAAGAUUACGAUAUACAAGCUUUAGAUGGAGAUACUGGAAUUCAUGCAGAUAUUUGUUAUGCAAAACUAGGUGAAGAUUUACCAGACAAUUACAUAAACGUCAGUACCGAUAAAACCAAUAAAAAAGGCCAUAUUCACGUUAAUCCCAUUGAUAGAGAUAAGGAUGAUCUAACACUAUACCAUUUUAACAUUUCUGCCUAUGUUUGUGAUGCCCCAGACUAUUUUACUGUAAAUACAGUGCAGUAUUACAUCAUCGAUAUUGACAAUAAUCCUCCCAGGAUAGUUGAAAAUGUUGGGGAUGACGGAAAGAACACAACAUUUGACGAUGAUAACGACCAUAAAAAUGUUACACUAAGUUAUUUGGAAAAUUAUUCGAGAUCGUAUAAUUUUAGCACAACCAUUACAGAUAGAGAUACGGGCGAAAACGCGCAAUUCACUGUAAGUCUCGAAAAUGUUGAGGGUUCUACGGUUGAUUAUACACAACCCUAUCUAAUAGUACCGGACAAUGCUUACAAGACAGGAUCAUUCAUAAUAAGCGUGAAAAAUAAGACCUUCCUGGAUUUCGAGAACGACACUUGGAAAAAGCAUUCCUAUUAUGUUGUUUCCAAUGGAAAAAAAGACAAAUCAAAGACUGACAGAAUGUUAAUAUCAGUCUCACUAGAAGACUAUAACGAUGAACUUCCUAUUUUCGAGAAAGAAUCAUACACAACAGAAAUAAAUGAGACUGUUGCGAACGGCACUCAAAUACUAUACACCCAUGCAACAGACAGAGAUGCAGAAGAUUUCGAACUGAAAAUGAAUAUAGUUGGAACUUAUGCUGAGAAUAGGCUAAGUAUUGAUAAAGAUGGAAAUAUUAAAGUAAAGGUAGUCAAUGCCUUCGAUUACGAUGUCUUAAAUUCUGUGUAUUUCCAAGUAACCGCAACAGAUAAGGUUAAUCAUGUGACUAGAGUACCAGUAACGAUUAACAUUUUGGAUGUUAAUAAUAAAGCUCCCGUAAUAAAUCAAGUGGACCAUAUACAAAUCGAAGAAAACCAACAAAACGGUGUAGUGCUAAAUGUAACAAUAACAGCUACGGAUGUAGAUACCACGGCUAAUCUGACUGCUACUAUAAAUUGGGAAGAUUCCAAAGUUACCAAAACUAAUGGUGCUGUAGUAAAAACUGACGCUGUAAUAAAAGCUAUGCAAUUUUUAGAGAUAGAAAAUACACAAACAGAUGACGGUCUGGAAAUGAAACUAAAGGUAAUAAAUAAUAAUGACGAUAAUCCAGACAAGCCAGAUUUUGAAACUUUCGAUACAUUGUAUUUAAGUAUAGUUGUUGAAGACCGUAAUACUGAUCCUGAUUUUGAACAAAAUCGAUAUACAGAAGGUCAAAUUGUCAUCAAUAUCCUUGAUGUUAACGAUAAUCCACCAUAUUUUCCACCUUCUAAUGAUGACACUCGACAGGUCCAGGAAAUGUCUCUGAAAGGAGUAUCGGUUGGCUCCAUAAAAGCUGUCGAUGUUGAUUUGAAUUCAGAAAUUACCUACCAUUGCACGCCCGAAUAUGAAAAGUUUGACUGGGUCGAUGUAAAUCUUACAACUGGCGCCAUAACUGUAAAGAACGAUAAACAAGUUGACGCAGACACAGACAAAACGUAUUAUUUCAACUAUACUUGUUGGGCUCAUGAUGGUGUGUUCUUUUCCAAACCGUUAGACAUCUCAAUCUAUGUCAUCGACACAAACAACGAAGUACCUGUAAUAGAUUUUCCAAAUGAAGUACACGUAAAGGAAAAAUCACUUAUAGAUACAGUAAUUAAAAAGAUUGUUACAAGUGAUUUAGAUAGAGAUGAGCCGUUUCGUACUGUAAACUGUAAUUUUGCAAGCGAUACUGAUCCAGACUGUCAAAUAGAAUUCUAUAUUGAUACCAAUGUUCUUAAAGUGAAAAGAAAUAAAACUCUUGAUCGUGAUAAGGGAAGAAAAACAUAUCCUUGUCUAUUUGAGUGCUUGGAUAAUCCUUUAAAUGUUCGAUCCCAAGGACAAAAUAAAGCCAAUAAAAGCUUUACUAUAAUAUUGGAUGAUAUAAAUGAUCAUGCACCUGUGCUUAUGACGAAGGACCUACAAUGUUCUGAAAAUUUGAAUAAGGACGGCGAAGUAGGAGAGGGCAUAAUAGGAGAAGAUAUUGAUGAUGGUGAUAAUGCUAAAAUAGAUUUUUCUGUGUUAAGUAUCGUUGAUAAGGAAACCAAAAAUGACAUUCAAGAAUCUUUUAAUAUUUCUAAAAUUGAUAGUGAUUAUGUAUUGAACGAUACAUUGAAGAAAGUGCAUCUUAUAGCCUUCGAAGAUCUCAAAGGAAAAUAUGGAACGUAUGAAGUCACUUUACACAUGCAUGACGAAGGAGAUCCAAUGCAGACAACAGAUCCGGAUCCAACUUUAACACUUACAAUUGAAAAAUGGAAUUACCAAACACCAAGUAUAAUAUUUCCUGAAAACGAUCAAACAUACAUUGUCCUAUCGGAUCAACAACCUGGUCAACCAUUGGCACUGUUUAACAACACUGGAACUUCAAAUACUUUGCCCGAUUUUAGUGCAACAGAUGGUGAAACGAAGGACUGUUCUAAGUGGGAUGUGAAAUUUUCUUAUACGCAGACUAAUUAUGAAGAUGAUAAAAUUUUCGUGAUAGACCAUAUACAGCCGUGCGUUUCUCAACUACAAGUCAGCAAACAUUUCAACUCGGAUCUAGUACGAAGUAAAAAGUAUAAGCUAACUAUUACAGCCAGUGUUAAGGAUGGAGCAGAACAGGAAGGUGAAGCAGGUUACUCGACAUCAGCAAAUAUAAGUAUAGUUUUCCUCAACAACGACGCUCAGCCGAUCUUUCAAAAUAGUGACUGGAGUGUAUCAUUUGUUGAAUUCAAUACAACACAACCUGCGAAACCUUUGGAAGAACAGGCUGAGUAUGAGAACACGAAAGGAGGACUUCCUAUCUAUUACCAUUUCUAUUCCGAAAACCAGACCCUUUCCAAAUAUUUUGAGGUUGAUGAGACGUCCGGUGAUUUAUCGGUUAUAGGAAAUCUUACCUAUGAUUAUGAUCAAGAUAUAUCGUUUCACAUAGUUGCUUCGAAUGACUCACAAGUCAGAAUGUUGGAUCCACGAUCCAGUCUAAAUGUUACUGUUAAUUUUCUUCCACGUAACCGCAGAGCUCCUCAGUGGAAAAGUACCAAAUUCUUUGGAGCAGUUAUGCCUACAUUCGUAACUGGGAACCUCAUAGUCACCGCUCAAGCUCAUGACGACGAUUAUAUCGAUCAACAACGCGGAUUAACGUGUUCUAUAUCUAGUGAGAUUAACCGAAUUGGGGAAGGAUUAGAUAAAAUAAUAGGCGAACCAUUUUAUUUGAGCACUGAAAAUGAUGCCGCCAAAAUAUUUUUGGACUUUACAGUGCAGACUACAAUGACCGGUCGAUUUGAAUUUAAAAUCAAAGUAGAGGACAAUAGAGAUGACUACGGCAAUGGUCCAUUUGAAAGUGAAGCUGAUACAACAAUAUUUAUUAUUACUAAAGACAACACCGUUGAUUUUCAAUUUUACAACGAUAUUGAGGAUGUUCAGGACAGAGAAACACCGAUGUUAAAAAUAAUAUCCGAUAUAGUGGGAUAUGAUGCAUAUCGUCAAAAUAUAGAUACAGUAACAAAUAGCGGUCUCGUUAGGACCAGAGCAAGGCUUUAUUUCAUUGACAGUAAAAGCAGCCGUCGGUUGCAACGCACUAAAAGUCCCGCAGACAGUGGAUUCGAACUGGUUAAUAGUGAAACAAUAUUAAACAUAGUGACCAAUGUGAACACCUUCCAAAAUCUGGCCAGCACCUUGAGAAGUGAACAAAAACUGAACCUCGACAGCUUUGAAACGAAUUCCAAAUCCGGCAACAGCGAAGCAGCACUAAGAGCUUGGUUGAUCGGAGUGUCCGUGGUCUUGGGGAUCUUGGUCUUGCUUUUACUAAUCACUUUAAUACUAAAAACCAGACAGUUAAGUAACAGAAUUAAAAAACUAACUACCCCCCAAUUUGGUUCUCAAGAGUCUGGACUUAACAGGAUGGGCAUAAAUGCACCCACCACCAACAAGCAUGCCAUCGAAGGAACAAAUCCAGUAUACAAUAAUAACGAAAUCAAGAAGCCAAAAAAUAUGAACGAUUUUGAUACUCACAGCAUAAGAAGCGGUGAUUCUGAUUUGGUUGGAAUAGAAAACAACCCAGAGUUUGACUACAACUUCAACACUAACGAGGAUAAAACUACAUAUCUCUAAACUAUUUUUAUAAUAAUCUUAUGUCUAGCUUAAGUUGGUCUUAAUAGAUAUUAAUGUAAUCUGAUUUAACUAUAAUUGUAUUAUAAGUAUUAAAUAUGUAUAAAAUAAACACUUAUUAGAUACAACUAUUCAAAAUAGAUCUUGUACCACGUAUUACUAAAAUUAAUAUUAUAAAAUAUAAUAA